Messenger RNA from Astyanax mexicanus (Mexican tetra), 1069 nucleotides. Its product is annotated as CDK5 and ABL1 enzyme substrate 1. Bases 19 to 771 code for a protein of 250 amino acids. Lineage: Eukaryota; Metazoa; Chordata; Actinopteri; Characiformes; Acestrorhamphidae. Gene Ontology annotation, biological process: nervous system development; regulation of cell cycle. The transcript has 6 exons. Gene Ontology annotation, cellular component: cytosol. The record is from RefSeq and is a predicted model, not a curated record.
AGACACUUUCACAGUGGUAUGGGGUCUAGAGAAAACGCCGUUGGGCUGGAAGGUGUGGAACUGGGUGCUGAGGGAAAGACAGUGUCCUACUCUGAACUGCUGUAUUCUACUUAUGUCUUUUGUGGCCCCGUUUCUAACACGGCGCUGAGGCCUCGUCCUCCGUAUUCUCCAGGUCGUGUCCGAGGAGGAGUCCAAUUUCACACAAAAAGAGGUAUUAAAGCUCAGGAAUUUGUUGAUUAUGAUCCUAAUCUUCUAGAUGAUCCCCAGUGGCCUUGUGGGAAACAUAAGCGUGUGCUUGUCUUCCAGUCCUACAUGACCACAGUGAUUGAGUAUGUGAAGCCGUCAGACCUGAAGAGAGACAUGAAUGAAACCUUUGGAGAAAAGUUCCCACAUGUGCGACUAACUCUCAGCAAAAUCAGGAGUCUGAAGAGGGAGAUCAGAAAGCUGGCCCAGGAGGAUUGUGGGUACGAGGAGCCGACAGUAGCCAUGGCUUUUGUUUAUUUUGAGAAGCUGGCUCUGCUCUCUAAGAUCAAUAAGCAGAACCGGAGGCUGUGUGCUGGAGCCUGCAUCCUACUGGCUGCCAAGAUAGGCAGCGAUCUGAAGAGACCUGAGGUGAAGAACCUGAUCGACAGGCUGGAGGAGAAGUUACGUCUGAAUCGAAAGGAGCUUUUGGCGAUUGAGUUUCCGGUGUUUGUAGCCUUGGAGUUUGAGCUACAUCUCCCCCAUCACGUGAUCCAGCCUCACUACAGACGCCUCCUGCUCAACUCUUAAAACUAGAAAAACACAGUAGAGACAACACAAUAUCACUUUUAUCAAUUCUUGAGUAUCAGCUCAUCCUGGUCCUACAUUUUCUCUUUAAAAACAUCAGUACUGGGACAUUCCACCAAAUCAGUACCAUUUCUGUCUCCAGGAAGUUACAUGUAUAAAUGUGCACACAAACUAACUUUAAAAUACAUUUUAUUAUUUAGCAUAGUGUCUUCUACAUUGACCUAAUUGCAAAAGUAAGAUAUGUAAUUAAAAACAUUAAUAAAAACCACUUAUAACACUGAAAAAUAGCAUUUGUUACCUG